CCUCGUUUUUUUUCUUCUCCGCGGAGGAACCAUCGCGUGCGCUCACGAUGAGAGAGAAAGCGACGGGCUCCUCAGCUCGCAGCUUCUCCUCUGAUGUCCGCUUUCUGUUGCUCCUCGCCGACGUCGUUUUGAGUUACUUUAGAUGCUUCUCGACACAUUUCCGUUAUGCGAAGUCCAACUUGUUGGUUAGUCGUCGUGCUGCGGUGGGUGCCCAUCCGAGAUAACGGAGAACCAGUGAUUCUCUGCCGGUCUGGUUACUGCAAUGAAUGGUAACACUAUACAUCCAACCAACACCACCACAACAGCAGGAGGAGGCCCAGGCGUGGCAGCACCCCCAAGAGGCUGGCGGGAAUUCUGCGAGCUGCAUGCCAUCGCCACAGCCCGGCAGCUUGCCGGACACUACCGGAGCUUCGCCAGAGAGCGGCCGCAACAUGAUGUGCUCCCGCCAGAGACCUUCUCCAAGCAGUUCACUGACCUCUUCCAGCAGCACUUCUGCUGCGAGGUCGACAAAGAUGGCACGCCGCUCAGCCAGAACACAUGCUCUCCAGCCACUGGUAGCGCCUCCUCCACCACUCCAGUGGUCCCUCCCCUUCCAUCACAGGCCGUGAUGGGUCGCUCGCGGAUCACAUCUUUGUCUGGGGUGCAGGACUAUCGGGAGGCAGGCCGGCCAAGUGGAGGAGCUGCUCGUUUCACUGUGGUGUCACCGAAAGUGGAGCCGGUGGUGGUGAGUCGGGAACAGGAGCAGCCACUGCGAUGUGCUGCAGGAAACUCUUUAUCGGGAAACCCGGUGGUGCUCAGAGGGUCAACUCGUAGCAUCGGCGGCGGGUCACUGCUGAUUCGCAGCCGUAGCAACGAGGAGGUCUCUGGCAAUGAACGUCGUCAGGUAUCUGAACGGUACUCUUCAGACUCUUCAGCGUCCAACCCUGGCCAUGCUGAUGUCACACAUUUCUCUGUCAGUCAUAUCCAACAGACCGUAAAACGGCUUUUUAAGAAACGGCCCGUCCCCAGCCCCCCCUCAUCACAGGACCUGUCUCCUAACAAUCCCACCGCCAACAACAACAGUCCCCCAAAUAAUGGCGACAGAGUGGGAGUGAUUUCCCCCAUGAAUGAGGAAGUGUCAUCCUCCUCCUCAUCGUCUCACUCUUCCUCUUGUCUGAACUCUGAAGCCACGCCCCCGGCCUCUUCACAUGUGUUCAUGGCUGGCUUAGCCUCUCACUUCCUGGAUCAUUUCCGCUGGUUACGCAGUGGAAGCACAAGGCAGAGGAGGUCAGAGGUGAGCGGCUGCUGUAAAGAGGGCCAACUGAGGUACUUGCUGGUGGAUGACACUAUCUCAGACUCUCAGCCCCGCUGGCAACGCUGCCGCCUGCUGGUCAGGAGGAUCAGGGACGCUCAAGGUGGAGGAGGAGGAGGAGGGGAGAGGUACCAGUUGGAGCUCUAUGAUCCUCCAAAGGCCUCCAGUCCCAAGCUGACGACUCACUGCUCAGAUAUCCAAGAAGUCCGUCGUUGCAACCAGCUGGAGAUGCCUGACAACUUAAACACGUUUGUUUUAAAGGUUAAUCGAGGUAGUCUGAUAUUUGAGACGGAAAACGACCAGCAGGUCAGCUCCUGGACCACAGAGCUAAAAGAGUGUAUCAGCAACAGGUCAGGCAGUGUGGAUCUGGAGCCCCUCCCCUCCCCAGCUGACAGCUCUGCUCCAGCCAGUCACAGAGGGAGCUCGGAGUUGGGGAAUCAAAGCCCCGUCACCUUUGCCCUGCCGGAGCAGGUGAUCCAGAAGACGGAUCACUUCCUGUUCUCCUACCCCUGGUUCCAUGGGCCCAUCUCCCGCGUGAAGGCAGCCUACCUGGUCCAGAGCUCUGGACCGGAGGGACACGGAGUGUUUCUGGUCCGACAGAGUGAGACACGCAGAGGAGACUACGUCCUCACGUUUAACUACCAGGGAAAAGCGAAGCACCUGCGCCUCUCUCUAACAGAAUGGGGUCAGUGCCGGGUACAACACCUGCGAUUCCCCUCUGUUAUGGAUAUGCUCAGUCACUUCCGCCUCUUCCCCAUCCCACUGGAGUGCGGAGCCGCCGGUGCCGUCACGCUGUCCAGCUUUGUAGUGGCGGGCUCCAGCCCUCCAUCACAGGGUCAGCUCUCAGGCGCUCUUCUCGUCCCUUUCUCCCUCCAUCGUUGGAGCUCUGAGCCCAGCUUGGCUCACUGCAGCCUGGCUCGCAGCUCCAGUCAUCCCCCUCCCUGCUGCUCCACCACCACCAGCACCACCUCCAGUCCAAGCUCUGUUUCCCAGCCGGGGAACCACCCGCUCACUCGCACCAACCCCGUCCCUGACCCUCGUCCGUCAGUCCCGGCUCCUCUGCGCCGGAGUGAAUCGGUGGGGAGGAGACCCCUGCUGCGCCACCCCAACCCCCACAUCCCUCAGCGGGACUCAGACUACGAGCUGGAGCCUGAGCGAGGUCGCAAGCGGGCGAUAGACAACCAGUACAUGUUGCUCUGACCUGAUGAGUGAAACACCUCCGACAGAUAGCAUCAUACACAUUUUAUUACCCCCACCCAGCUUCAUGUGGAUAUGUGACUCUCAGACAGCGCAUGAUGUAACGUGAUUAUAGCAGACUCAUGAACUUGAGUGAACAAGUCUGUCUGAUGAAUGCGCAGACCCACACACACACACACACACACACACACACACACACACACACACUCUCACUAUGUUUGUGCUAGUGUGUUUACCAGUGUCAGACCCUCACAACCUCCACCCCGAGUGUCCACAGUGAAUGUAUUUUUGGGAGUUUUAUAGGAGUGUUGACCAUGAUGAUUAUUAUCGUUUUAUUGGUUCUGUGUGAGAGAGGGAGAGCCACGUCUGUAGCUGUCCUCGCGCCCGGGAAAAAAAAAUAGUUUCAAAUGUUUCUGUUGUUGUGAAUUCAUAGAGGUGCGCUUGAUUUAACUUCUUUGGCACUUAACCUGAUCUGAUGGGAAGGCAAAGCCUGUGAAAUUGGUUAAAUCGAGUGCUCCUCUAAAAUAUUUAAAAGACAUUUAAUAUUCACACACAAGACUUCGUGUGGAGCACACUCCUUAAUAGCAUAAUUAUAUAUUUAAGUGCACAAUGCUUUUAGUGCACUUUGGAAACAAUGUGUAUUUUUUCUAUACACAGAUUCUUUUGUAGAAUUUUUUUUUUUAAAUGUGUAAAAAGGGGAAAACUUGGUUAAAGUCAGCUGCGAAGCUGAUGUGCUUCCACCUUCAAACCUUACAGAGAACAGUGGAAAUUAGUCUAGAUCAGCACAAAAGCAGUGGGAACUUGGCGCCGUUUGUGGUGUGUGUUUGUGUGUGUCUGGAUGUGUCUGUUCAUGGUGUAUGUGAGAUGAUUGAAAGCGUAGUCCAUUAGCAUGAUUGUGCUGAUCUGGGAUUGGUACAGCACUCACCCGAGAGUCUGCGUGUGAAUCUAUGCCCUGAAACUCACUGCUAGAUUUUCCAAAAGUGUCUUUGUAGUGUCACAUGUUACAUUUCCAACACCAAAGGCAUUGUGUGCACAAAGUCAACUUCUGAGUGAGCACAAAGGGUUACAGAAAUCACUUCUGCCACAAAGACAAAGAAAACAGACUGAUAACCAUCAUUUUAGAGAUAAAGAAAAUGGAUGGAUGAAAAUUACCAUAUUAAUUGUCCCACUUGAUACAAAGUCACCUUUCCUGAUGCACUUUGAUGUCACAAAAUGUUUGUGCCACGAAAUACAUUUUUAAAAAGUGUUGAUUUCUAUGUAUUUGUUAUUUACAGUGGUGACAGAAGAGCCACCAUCAGCAGAAAAGCUUCUCUGUGCAGGAUGCUAGUUUAGCUUUUGUCCUGAUGGUAACACAACAGGCACAAAAUGUAUUUUGUGGCAUAAUACGUUUUCCAUAAAUACUUAAAAAUUCUCUCCAAACAUUGUCAAAACAUACAUAAAAAUUGUCUGUGUGUCGCACAUGGUUUUUGCAGGGAAAAAAGUAUAAUAAUCCUUAGAAUGGCACCUACUUCUUCUCCCUCAUUGAAAAUUCCUGAAUAUAUGAACAUAUAGCAUAGCAUAUUUUUUUAAUUUCUACAAGUUUCACUACUAAUAUUAAUUAUACUAUCAUAAUUUCACUUCAUUUUUCUUGACUUUGUGGCUUAAAAGUAUGUCUGUGUUCUGUGUCACCAGAAUGAGACUUGGUACACCCAAAGCAGAAAUAGGUGCCCAAGAGAAAAAAACUUAAAAGAAAAGGCUUCACUCCAAAGAGCGUGAGAGGAGGAAACACUCCAUGUACAGACCAAAACGAGGUAGGAAUUGAAUCAGGUAUUUGACAUGCCCCAAAAUGAUUUGCCUUAGUUUGUCCUUUCAGUUGUUUGGAUUCUCAACAAAAGUGAGGGCCAGCGCCGGAAACUUUAAUCCAGGUUUAAAACGUUUUUCAAAUCAGUUUUGUCGUGGUUCGAGAAUCUGGCAUUAAACCUUUAAAGGGCUCCCAAAAGUAGACGGUGAUGUGAUGCAGCUCCUGAAAGACAGAAGUGCCUCUGUAGAUAUUAGCAUUUAUUUUCUUACAGCUUCUUAGGCAAAUCUCGAUUCUGGGAGCAGCAUCAUGUCCAACUUGUUACACUUAGAGCAUUGAAUAAUUUUCUUGGUGUUUCCUGUACAACUUCACCACACCAGCCAAUAGAAAAACCACAUUAGGACCGUGGAAAUAGUAUAUUUUUACACGAUACACCAUUUUUAAUAGAACUUCCAUGCUUUAACUUAUAGGUUUGGUUUGUUUUGAAAGUGUCCAGAUGUACCAUGAGAUGUUAACCCACCAAUAAUUUGGUCUUUGUCGUCUAGCUUCACGUUUCUGUGCCCUUUAACUGGAUUUUAUGACCAGUCAAUCAUUUGAGGUGCCUUCUGAGUUUGUCCUUACACCUUUAAAGGCUUAAACCAUCAGUUUAAAGCUGCACAGACAAUAACAGAUGUACAUCACUCAACUCAGGUGGGAAUUUUAUUGUCAAUAGCGUAGUAUUAGAGGUUACAUAAAGGAGUACAUCCAAAAAUUAAGCCUUUACCAAAGCAAGCAAAACAGCUGGUUUGUUAGUGGUGUUUCAUAUCAUCCACCACCGGGUCUCAGUUUCAUCAGAAGCAAUCUAAAGAGCUGAUUUGUAACGCAAAGCGGUCCAAACCAUAUUUUGUUUCCGUCUCAAUCAGCCUGUGGUCACACCAGAUUUGUUUCAGUUACGGUCUGACUUGUGAGCCACGUCUUUCCUUACAGAAAACACAGAAUAUCUCAAACAGUGACCAGUCAUUCACCUAAAAUCCCUAGUUUUGACUCACACCAAAGAUGAAACGUCCAAUUUUCUGUAAUUUAGUUUCAAUAACUGAAGCUUCACUUCCAUUUGCAGCGGGAUGCCUUUGGGGAAUAGUGUGCUAGGAUGUGUCUGUUUGUCUUCUAACCUUGCUUUAACACUAACUUUAGCAGUUGAUUAAGAUUUACCUGCAGUAAACGUAUGCUUAAUGUAUGGUUUAGACCUGAUCCUGUCUGUCUGCCCUCUUUAUCAUCGUAGUAGAGAAAUGCACAAAUGCAACUUCAUUUCCUCAUCAACAUAACCAGAGAAAGUCUGCUGUGAUUACUCCUCUUGUUACGCAGUAAGUCAGCAGUGUCUGCUAAAGGAGCAUUUCUACAAUGGUUGUGUAGUUCUCUUUAAUGUAUCAUCGUGAUCAAGACUGACAUCUUUGAAGUGUUUAUAAGGGGAACAAAAACAAGGAUGUUUUUGGCAAAAGUACGGUUGGUCUUCCUGCUUUUAUGUGCCCGAGUCUAAACAAAUCCCUCAUCAUCUCUGUGUUUCAUUUCUGUUAAAGGAAAGCAACGGUAACAAUAAUUAUUUUGACUAUCAGUCCCCUCUCUUUGCUAAUUUUAACUUUCCCCCCCCCCCCUUAGGGAGAAUGACUGUGCCUUUGCCAGAAAGCUACUGUUGCUUUUCCCCUUUUCAAAAGCUCAGGGUGUGAUGUGGUGCAGAACUUGUGUAGUGCGAUAUCUGAGAGAUGCACAGUGCUUCACACCUUUUUAUGUAUGUAGGGGGCGAUCAGAGGCUUCUAGAUGAAUUAAGUGAGAGUUCAACGUUUGCACCUGCUAGUAGACUAAAGAAAAAAGUGUUUGACAAAUGACAAGGUUCCCAUAAAAAUGCUAUAUUUAAAACCAGGGCUACCACUUUUUUCUGUUGUUUUAUGCCUUUUGUUUCAUGGUUCACUCCAAUUUGCCUGCAAGAAUCAACUUAACGCUUAAUAAAAUCCCCAUGUACCUCAGGUGUCUUCAAUGCUCAACAUCCGCUCCAGCAACACCUUUAGACUCCCCUGUACGUUUGUUUUAAAAUGUCCAGUUAAUGAAUGUAAUGUGUUCUCAAUACUGUUCAUUCUGUUUGUUAACUUAGCACUGUAAACAUUCCAGUCCAACCCAACAUCCCAUGAAAACCACCACAGCUUUAUGUCAUUGUGUUUGCUCCCCUAUCAGUAAUAUGCAUUUAAAUUAUAUUAAAUAUAUAUCAACUGUAUAUUUGACUUUUUGUAAAAUAAACCUAACC
This is a messenger RNA of Chelmon rostratus (copperband butterflyfish), 6537 nucleotides long. It is a transcript of the gene sh2b3, whose product is annotated as SH2B adaptor protein 3. The record is from RefSeq and is a predicted model, not a curated record. Gene Ontology annotation, biological process: intracellular signal transduction. Gene Ontology annotation, molecular function: transmembrane receptor protein tyrosine kinase adaptor activity. Lineage: Eukaryota; Metazoa; Chordata; Actinopteri; Chaetodontiformes; Chaetodontidae. The transcript has 8 exons. Gene Ontology annotation, cellular component: plasma membrane. The coding region runs from base 263 to 2491 and encodes 742 amino acids.